AUAGAAGAGAAUAAUGGCUUUUGAACGCUAGAGGGCAGUUAGCUCCUCACAACGCCCGGAUCUCAAGAAAACAGAAGAACCGACAGAUCCUACGGAUCAUCAUCGAAGGGAACGAAAAGAGUGUCAGAAAAAAGCGACGCUCGGACUCCAGACCCCUAAGAUCUUGACCCAAUCCCAUCAUCGAAAGCAUCCCUCCACCACCUCAAAAUCAGCAACUCAACUUUGCCCCAGCUCCUGCCUCGUUCAUAAGCCUGGAAUACAUUGGUAAAUUCAGGAUUGGUGCUUGGGCGGCAGAGUGCGGGUACAAUCGUUCAGACGGAUCACGGGCCAACUCUUUUGACCAGUGAAAAGAGCCCGGCUCAAGAUGUGUACCAUCAUCGUGACCAUUCGGACUGUACUUUGGUACGUGAUGUCCCUGACGGCCACACUCCUCAUCCUGGUGUCGCUCUUUACGGAUCGAUGGCUUAUUGGAACUUUCAGCACAACCAGCUUGACGAAUGCGGAUACAUUCGUGAAUAGUGUGUCCGGGAUUGCCAAUGAUAUUCGCGGCGGGGAUUUUGCCGCCAUUACCCAACCGCACGUGGGUCUGUUUCUUUACUGCAAGGUACCUGAGGGCAAGAAAUUCUUCGAGGGCGAAUGCAUUCCCAACAUGGAGAGCAUUCAGACCCUGUUUACGGACUUGGAUGACCGCAAAUACCCGCACACUUGGCGCGGUGCCGUGCUGGUGUUUAUCAUCGGCCUAGCCCUUAUGCUCUUGACGGAUGUGUUCGCCUUACUCACUGUUUGUUGCCGACAAUGCUUGUGUUGCUCCGUGUUCACUUGUUGCGGGUCCAUUCAAUCCUUCGCCAGUAUGAUGUUCAUCCUAGGCUUGGUAGCCUAUCCCGCCGGCUGGGGCUCGGAAAUCGUCAGCGACACCUAUUGCGCCGGACAAUCACAACCGUUCAUGUUGGGACCGAAUUGUUCGAUUGGGGUGGCCUAUUGGUUGGCCGUGGCUGGCACUCUGUGCACCGUGUUUUCAUCCUCCUUGGCCAUUUGGGCCUAUAAAUCUACUAAGAGUGUGAGGUCUGAAAUGCGCCAAGAAGACGGUGAAAGGUGCAUCUGCAUUCCCUGAGUUGAUGAUCGAGCAACUCGCCUCCUCCUCUUCCCCUAAUCCUCCUCCUCCGAUGCCAUAUACCAUAUCUUGUGUAUGAAGCUACUCUCUUGAAAUUCUCAUUGAGCCACUGGAUUGACAUCCGAUCGCUCAAACACUUUGCUGACCAAACGGUAUCUCUUUUUCUUGGCUUUCUCCAGCAACUGAAUCAGUGAGUGUGGGGAAUCCCAACAAUAUGAAUCUCUACUUUCGGCAUUAGAAAGCGCAUUCAGGGUGCUAUUACGAUUUAUUAAAGUACUGCAAACUUCACCAGAAUAAUUCUAUUUCUUGCCUCCCCCUAAUGAAUGAAGGAGACCUCUAGUCGAUGUCAGGAUAUUUAGAUUGUCGAAGAAUGGAAACAUUGAAUCACUAUCCUCCUGAUCUGCUAUUUUUCUACUCUUAAGCCUGAAACGCACAAGAGCAAAUUUACAAAUGAAAGAGCAAGGAACGCACGCAUACAAUCGGCCCUCCAACUUUAAAUCCUAAUUCUUUUCUACUCAACCUACUUUAUGUACGGAAACUGAAAUGCCCCCCCCCCCUCUUUUCACAACAUAAUAAUCUGUAGAUACAUAUGAAAUGAUCCCAAUAUUCAUGGCAAAAUAAACACACUACUUCCGCAACCCA
Molecule: messenger RNA, 1753 nt
Organism: Tigriopus californicus
Lineage: Eukaryota; Metazoa; Arthropoda; Copepoda; Harpacticoida; Harpacticidae
Product: LHFPL tetraspan subfamily member 2 protein-like
Exons: 5
Coding region: 365-1111 (248 amino acids)
Cellular component (GO): membrane
Source: RefSeq, a predicted model, not a curated record